AAAAGAGAGAAGCGCUUGAGACUAAAAAGUCGGUGAAAUUUGUAGAAGAGCACACAGAAAUCCCACAGACUGUUUCAGAAGUCACAGAAAGCUUUACUACAUCUGGUGAGAGCAAACCAUCCAAGGAGAAGUCCAAGAAGCAAAAGCCGAAAAAGGAAAAACCAGAGAAAGUUGAAACAGUAGCUGCUGUUGAAGAAACGAAGCCGGAUAAGCCAACAGUUGUUGAGCAUGCGGCUACACCUGCAGUUACGCCAUUAAUGGCAUGGUCUACUAUCGUUAGUCAAAAUGUUGUAGAAGUUCCAAUAACAAGUAUACACGAACUAACGGAAAUAGUUGAAAGCAGAAAAGAACCGACGAAGAGUCUUGACCAAGAUGUCAUACCAAUUCCAGAAGUAAAAUCGCUAGAUGAUGCAGCUAGUGAGGACACAAUACAUACAUUCAUCGGACAUGAAAAGCAGCAUACCGAAAAGUCUGACGGAAAACCAAGAAAAGAAAAGAUUAAGAAACAAAUUGCCGAUCUGGAUGAAAAACCAGCUGAACCAGUUGGAGGAACUAUAAAAUCAGAUGAGACUUCGGCUGAAGUAUCCCUCUCCUGGUCAGCCAUAGUUAGCCAGGAACAAGAAGAGGAAGUUGUGCGUCCAGUAAUAACUGAGACUGUAAGAGACACUAUUUAUGAUGCCGCGAUUGCGAUAGAAGAGAAAGAACAUUAUCCAGAAAGCGUCGCAUUGAUUGAAACCGAAGUGACUAUUCCUAAACAGCAGGAAGUCAAUGAACUACCUGAAACCGUGCGGCCUAAAGAACGAAAAGAAAAGCCAAAGAAGCAAAAGCAGAAGAAAGAAAAGUCCAAUGUCGUAGAAGAGGAGCAACAAGCAACGCAACCUACUAAGGAACAUGUUUCCGAACCAAGUCCAGAACCGGAGACUUUAAUUCACGAAGAGACAGUAGCUCCUGCCGCACCACCUUCAGUUUGGUCUAGGUCCGAAACAUACGCCGAAGUGGUAAGAAAAUCUGGUUUGGUCGAUAAUACUAAUAUACGCUAUCAAGAGCUUGAAAGUGAGCCAACUACUUCGCGAAUCUUUGCGCCUGAAGCAGAGGCAUCAAUGCCCUAUGAAUUGGAAGUUCCGGAAUCUACCGAAGAACUUGUGGAGUUCGAGCAAAUGCAAUCGGAACCCAUUGUUGAGACACACCCAGUACAGCUAGCGCCAACAAUGGAAGCUUCUAGAGCAGAAGCCGUAAACGAACCUGAACCUGAAGUACCUAAGGCGCCAACUGCAGCUGAAACAGAGCUAGAAGAUGCGCAAUGUGUCACUGAGACAGUUGAAAUGUCAUGGAAAGAUAUGAUUGAAAGUGAAGAGAUUGAGCCAACGCCAGAACCAGAACCGAAGCCGGAAACUUCAUCAUGGGCAUCGGAAAUGACAUGGAAGGAAAUAAUGAAGGACGAAAACAAACAUUCUACUGAACCAGGCACUUCAUCCUGGGCGUCUAUCGUUAGAAGUUUCGCGCCGCAGGAGCCACAACAAAAGAUAUUCGUAACACAUGAAACCAGCGAUGUUGUGAGUACCAGUGCGCCAGCGAGACCAUCACGCACUAUAGACCGUCCAGCCAUUAAAGUUACCGAAGCUCCCACAAUUACUGAGGAAGCGCCACCAACAACAGACAGCGAAGGCUUCCUUGAGUGUGUAUCUAAGAAAGAAAAACGACGCAGACGAUCACGUUCGCGCUCACAGCAGUCAGUUCAAGAAGAUAUUCCUGCUCACCAUCAAAAACCUGAGAAAACCAAGAAGAACAAGCAUGGCAAACAGGCAAAUCGCGAUCGCAGUAAAGAUGUGCCAAAAGAAAGAGCCGAAGUUGUAAAGAAAGAAGAACCACCGCAACUAUCUGAAGAGUUAGAAAACAUCGUUGUAGAGCAAACCGUAGUAGUAGAGCCACAAAGAGCAACUACACCACUAACGACCGGUUUAUCAUGGGCGGCUAUUGCAGCGCAAAAUGUGCCUGAGCCCGUCCAGCACAUACGACCACUUUACGAAGAAAGUACAGCCAAGCCAACAGAAGCUGUGCCAGAAAGUGUUGUUGACGAAAGCGUAAAGGUACGCACUACUAUAGCGUUGGAACCCGAAAAGAAGGAGAAAACCAAAAAACCCAAGAAGAAAAAUAAGAAAAAACAUGCGGAUGAAGCUGAACUGGAAGAAUUGCAUGAAGUACCAACUGAAAGCUCAGCGCUUAUAACUGAGACUACUCCUACUGCAACUACGACCUCCGACGCCUUUAUCAGUCAGACCUCAUAUUGGUCUGCCAAGUUGAAACCACAAUUAAAGGUUUCAGUAACAGAAAAUGAGACAAAGCCCGUAGAAGAGUUACCGGAGACAGACGACACUUCGCAAAUACCAGAGCCUGCGGAGGAAGUUACUGUGCAAUCGCCGACAGAUCAACCCACAACAUGGUCUGCACUCAUACAAACUGAGACAACAGUAUUUCCAGCGCCGAUUGUGAAUGUACGCCAGUCCGAAGAUAAGGUGCCUUGGACAACAUUGGUAGUGAGUCAGACUGCCGACUUCCAGACGCCCAAGCGACAAGAAGUUGUCGACGCCACUACCGAUUUCCUGGUUAAUGAACGCGUGUCUACAGAGAAACAUCCACCAGUGCAAGUGACAGGAAGCUCAUACGCAGAUGUUGUGAAAACUGAAGAGCUACCAGCUCAGGUAACCACAACUGUUCCAGAGCCUUCAACGGCUGUACAGAGUGUGGUUGAAACAACAACAACCACUAUUAAGACUACUAGUACGGAAAAUGUACCGCAGGUGGAGGUUUCGAAUGAAUUUGUCGUUGAAGAAGUGGAAGAGCCGACAGCUGUUGAAGCGCAAGAACCGAAAGAGAAGCCAACCAAAGAAAUCGAUGUGAUUGAAACAGUCACAGUUGAUAUCACAGAAGGUGAAAAGGUGGGUGUGCUUGAAGCAGGUACGGAGCUUGUGAAACCUGAAGCUCAACCUGAAUUAGUCAAAGAAACUUCUCAAUCUCAGCCAGAUUCAACUGAAGUUUUCGUCGCGGCUCCAGCUGCGCCAACAGCACUCGCUCUCACAAAAGAUUUCUUGGCUACUGAAAAGUCAUUACAAGAAAAAUCAACGGUGUUGGUAAAUGAGUCUGAGCUAAAGGACGUAGUGGUAGAAGCUGAGCCAGUUAAAGAACCUCUGCCAACUAAGGAACACGAACUUACCGCAGAACCUCAGCAAGUUGUAGAGAAACCAAUCAACACCACCGUGGUGGCCGAAACAACUGUCGUCAAAAAUACAGAAAUUGAUCUAAAUUAUACCGGAGAGCCUACAGAUACUAAAGAAGUUGAAGCUCCACAAACUGCUACGGAGGCCGAAGAGCAUAAACCACAGCCGCAACCUAUAACUGAACAGUUUUCAAAGGUUGUCGAAGUGGUGGAAACUGUUACCUUCGAACCUACAAUACCCGAUGCAGUGAUAGCAGAACUGGAAACCGUUGAGGUGCCUGGUGAAGAAAAAUCACCUCCCGCCCCAUCCGCACCUUCAGCGCUUGAUCUCACGAAAGACUUCCUUGCUACAGAAAAAUCUCAACAAGAAGCAAAGAUUUCUAUAGUGGUGGCGACACCUGAAAAAGUGGUCGAAGAGCCCGAAAUUGUCGAAGUACCAGAGGCGGUUAAAGAACCAGAAGUUGUCGAAGCUUCUGAGCCUGCUAAGGAUCUCGAUGUAGUCAAAAAGCUUGAGCCACAGCCUCAGCCUACAACUGAAGGCUUUUCAAUGGUUGUCGAAGUGGUGGAAACUAUUACCGUCGAACCCACAAUACCCGAUGCAGAGAUAGGUGAACUGGAACCCGCUGGAGUGCUUGGCGAAGAAACAUUACUUCCCGCGCCAUCCGCACCUUCAGCGCUUGAUCUCACGAAAGACUUCCUUGCUACAGAA
Messenger RNA from Rhagoletis pomonella (apple maggot), 3923 nucleotides. RefSeq names its product titin-like. The annotation marks the transcript as partial. The record is from RefSeq and is a predicted model, not a curated record. NCBI's taxonomy places the organism in Eukaryota, Metazoa, Arthropoda, Insecta, Diptera, Tephritidae. The transcript has a single exon.